AGAACGUCCCGAGGCCGUAACUAGAGAGCCAGUCACCCCGGCUCCCUUGUUGCUAUGUGCGUCAGCACGUAGGGGCACGUCUGUCGUUGCUAGGGGAGCUCAACGUGCAGAAGGGAUGACGUAGUGACGCCGAGCCGAGGAAGGGGGAGGGUGCUGGUGCCGCUGCCGCUGGUGAGUCCGGCUGCCAAUACCAUCACUUCAUCAAGAUGAGUAAUAGUCACCCACUCCGUCCUUACACAGCUGUGGGGGAAAUUGACCAUGUUCACAUUUUGUCAGAGAAUGUCGGUGCUCUGAUGAAUGGGGAGGAGUAUAGUGAUGUUACCUUUAUUGUAGAAAAGAAACGUUUUCCUGCACAUAGAGUGAUUCUGGCUGCCAGAUGCCAUUAUUUCAGAGCAUUAUUAUAUGGUGGAAUGAGAGAAUCUCAGCCUGAAGCAGAAAUCCCUCUUCAGGAUACCACUGCAGAAGCAUUUACAAUGCUGCUGAAAUAUAUCUACACAGGCCGCGCUACAUUAAGAGAUGAGAAAGAAGAGGUACUCCUGGAUUUCCUGAGCCUGGCUCACAAAUAUGGAUUCCCAGAACUGGAGGAUUCCACCUCUGAGUAUCUUUGCACCAUACUUAAUGUUCAGAACGUUUGUAUGACCUUUGAUGUUGCCAGUCUCUACUCGCUUCCUAAACUGACUUGUAUGUGCUGUAUGUUUAUGGAUAGAAAUGCUCAAGAGGUGCUCUCCAGUGAAGGUUUUCUGUCACUUUCUAAGGCUGCUCUUCUAAAUGUUGUGCUGAGGGAUUCAUUUGCAGCACCUGAGAAGGAUAUUUUCCAGGCUUUGAUGAACUGGUGUAAACAUAACCCCAAGGAGAAUCAUGCUGAAAUCAUGCAGGCAGUACGCUUACCCCUGAUGAGUCUGACAGAGCUACUAAAUGUUGUAAGACCUUCUGGAUUGCUGUCACCUGAUGCCAUUCUGGAUGCCAUUAAAGUCCGUUCUGAAAGUCGGGACAUGGACCUCAACUACAGGGGCAUGCUAAUAUCAGGUGAGAACAUUGCAACUAUGAAAUAUGGAGCCCAGGUUGUAAAAGGAGAGCUGAAGUCUGCUUUGCUAGAUGGGGACACACAGAAUUACGACUUGGAUCAUGGUUUUUCCCGACACCCGAUUGAUGAUGACUGCCGUUCUGGCAUUGAAAUUAAACUAGGUCAGCCAUCGAUAGUCAACCACAUACGAAUACUACUCUGGGACAGAGAUAGCCGGUCUUAUUCCUACUAUAUUGAGGUGUCCAUGGACGAGCUAGACUGGAUCCGUGUGAUCGAUCAUUCUAAAUAUCUUUGUCGGUCCUGGCAGAAGCUGUAUUUUCCUGCCCGUGUCUGCAGGUACAUCCGAAUAGUUGGCACCCACAACACAGUGAACAAAGUUUUCCAUAUUGUGGCAUUUGAAUGCAUGUUUACCAACAAAACCUUCACUCUUGAGAAAGGUCUUAUAGUUCCCACUGAAAAUGUUGCAACAAUUGCAGAUUGUGCCAGUGUGAUUGAGGGUGUAAGUCGAAGUCGCAAUGCCUUGUUGAAUGGAGAUACAAAGAAUUAUGACUGGGAUUCCGGGUAUACGUGUCAUCAGCUAGGCAGUGGUGCUAUUGUGGUACAGCUAGCACAGCCAUUCAUGAUUGGAUCAAUACGGUUACUUCUCUGGGACUGUGAUGAUCGGAGCUAUAGUUACUACAUUGAGGUUUCCACUAAUCAACAGCAAUGGACCAUGGUGGCUGAUCGAACAAAAGUUUCCUGCAAAUCUUGGCAAGCAAUAACUUUUGACAGACAACCUGCAUCCUUCAUCAGAAUAGUUGGAACUCACAACACAGCUAACGAGGUGUUUCACUGUGUGCAUUUUGAGUGUCCAGCACAAAACAGUGCCCACAAGGAAGAGGGUAACGAGGAAGUGGCAACAGCAGAACUGGGCACUGGCACACAACAGCUUGUUUCUCGCCCAGUUCGAGCCUCAAGCACCAGUUCUCUGCACUCCCUCACUGGAUCCACCUCACGUACACAUGCUCACCAACCAUAAAGGAGAGUGGAAAGGAGCUUUUGCAGUCUCCAUGAUGCUAUACGAAAUUAUUCACAACCUUCUUGUACAGGCACCUUUUUUCUUGUUCUCUCAGUGAACAAAGGGGACCAUGCCUGGCAGCUGGAAAUGCUGAAAUGGAAAAGGCUUUCCAAGGACACAAAAGGGCUGCUUCACUCUCUUCAAUUUGUUCAAAUCAGGCUGGUCUCCUGGGGGAUAAAAUAGAUCUUCAAUCUAUAUCAAGUCCCCCAUUAACACCCUACCUCUUUAAUCUAACCAAGGAAAAGAGAAUGGAAGGAAAUAAAAGGCAGAGCCAGAUUGGAAUACAAAAAUGGCAUAUGAACAGUAGACUGGAGGGAAUAUAAAUUAAGUAUUUGUUACCUGAAGGCACCUAUUAGGAAACAGAAUGAUGAUCUUUAUGACAACACUAUGGAAAAUAGAUUGUUUUUAUUUUUUUAAAUUAUUCUUAAUCCAUAUUCCUUUGUAAAUGAUAAGCUGUUUUCUAAAUCAUUUUGACUGGGUAUCCGACUUUUCCCUUAUUUUCGGCUGUAGUACAUACAGUACAAUAGAUUAGGGAAGUAACAGACAUGUGUAUCACCUAGUAUGACAAGGAAAAAACCCUCAUGAUAAAAACAAAUCAAUUCAUGGAUGCUGUAUUUAAUUCUGACUUUACUUGAAUUAUUGAGUUAUGAAAUUGUCAUUUCUUAUCUAUGUUCCAAGUGGGAAAUUCCUAGUCAAGCUUCCAAUUUGACAAGUAGAUAACUAUCUGCUUAAUUCAAAGAUGAUUCUUCAAGUUUUACUUAAAUUUCUACAAAAAUUAUUGUAAUUUGUCAUUUGUAAUUACAGCUGACCACUGGCAUGCUGCUGAUCAGACUCACCAAUACAAAAAUGAGAAUUUGCAGUCAAAAAUAUUUUAAAGAAAAUAAUAGACUACAGUGUUCAACUAGGGAUUUAAAAAGCCACUUAUAUGCUUUUCUCAUAAUCUUCAUGGAAAAAAAUUAAUGUAACUAUUGUAGUUUGAUCUCACUCUUCAUUGGUUCUUGCUUUAGUAAUUUACAUCUCAGUGUUAACUGUCCUACUUCUCCUUUGUAACUUGAUCAGAUUAUCUGCUUUUUUUCUUAAUCUUGAGCAUUUUCACAUUGUGAUCACCAGGAUCCUCUAAUCUCCAGUCCAUAUGAUUUAGCAAAAGCUCCACAUCUCACUGGGCUUGCCACUGUGGGAAGAAGAGGUUCUGUUUUUACACACAAUAUUGAUGUCAUUGGCAAAAAUAAUUAGGAAAGAUUGAUAUUUCUUCUGAAGUACAUGACCUUUGGAGCAUCUACUGUCCAAGUUUAUCGACCUGGAAUUUUUUUUUCUGUUGGUCUAAUACACCUUUGCCAGAGCAAAACAAGUCAGAGUUAGUCAAGUCAAAUAUGAUUUUCCUCUGCUUGAACAUAAUGAUAUAAUGAAUUGUAUAUCAAUCUAUCACACUGCUUAACCUGAAAGAAUUUCUUUCUGAAUACCAGUUGGGCUAAAAGCAUGAAGGAACAAAUAGCAUGGUGGCUACAAAACAGCAGAGACUUGGCAGAGAAAAAAAGAAAUGUUUCCUCUUUCUGAUAUAUUUCCUGCAAAGUUGAAUAACUUUGGCAAUUUUAUCUUUUUUUCCUUAUCGCCAGACCCAUCUUCAGUCUUUCUCAUCUAGCUCCUGUAUUCCCUCCCCAAACCCUUUGCCCCCAUUGCCUGAAUCAAGAUGGUUCUUAUUGGAGAUGCAUGGACAUUACGUGAUAUAUUAGGUGUCAUGGCUAUCCCUCAUAGUGCUUAGUAGAGGUGCUCUGCAUGUGGAAUGUUGCUCAUGAGCCAUCAGCUAGCACUGGCUGCUGAUUACCACAUUUAUUUAGCAUAGUGGAAUUCAAAGACUAAGUAUUGGGUACAGAGCUCUUUGAUUAACUUCAAGUACAGAGGUAAAAAAUUUUAGACUAAACUUUUAUUUAAAAAGAAACAAACAAAAACCCCUUAACAAUUGUAAUCUUCGCUGGACCUAUUGAGUUGCAUGGAGCCUGCCUUGUCUUUCUUGGUUUGAUCCUUCAGCGUCAGAGUUGACAUUGGCAAGAGACUACAAAUAAACUAACAACUAAUUUCACCAUUCUCAGACUGUGAAUAAACAAAUUACAUCAUUUUCCAGUUUUGUUAGCUCUAAUUGCCACUGUUGUAGGGAGUGUUGUAACAUAAGAAUGAAAUAGAUCUGUACUAUUGUCCCUGGGUUUAGACUCUCACAGACAAAGUGCAGGGUUUUGAAUGUAUACUUCCCAGACAUGGACAAUUAUUUUGUAGAAUACUGCUGAGCCAAAAAAAGACUCUUUAGAAGCCAUCAGUCUACACCCCUCCUUCUGGCAUUCUCUCUGAUCUUGCCCUCUGAGGCUUCAUAGAUCAAAGAUAUCUAUAUAUUCUAGAUUUCUGUUACAUCUACUAGCCACCCAGGCCUCUAUUCACCCCAGUUUUGGGACAUGAAGAAUUUGAAAGUUUAACCUAUAGCAGAGUACAUGUGAGAUUUUCUCAAAAUGCAGAGCAACAGGAUCUGUAGAACUUCAAAUAUCCAAAAAAAAAAGUAUGUCAGCCACAGCUGAGAUAAAUUACCUCAUCCUUCCUCACAAACAAAUAGGAAUUUUUUUGAACAUUAUGAUUCCCCAUCAGAUCGUGCCUCUUUCACACACCUGUUAGUCCCCUCUCUGAUAAUUAUUUGUGCUUUGAACCUGUCUCUGAAGUGAGUCAUUGUGUCUGUGUUGGCACAGAAUUUUUAAACCUUUACAAGCCAAAAUAACCCCACCACUUUCCAUUUUGUGGUUUGAAUCUUUUAGUCUUGUAUAACGAGUAAUGUUAGUGGUUUUGGAGUUGUAUGUUUUGAGCAUCUCAUUUUUGCUCAGUCUUUAAAAACCCACAAGAUCUAUUUAUUGCCUUGUAUGCUCUUCUGCCAUGAACAUUCUCUUCCAAUAUAAUGUGCCAGUGGCGAGGCAGGAGGAUUAAUUUAUAUUUUGGUAUAAAUGUCCUCAGCUUUUUCCAGUUCUUUUAUAGAUUUUCUUCAUUGUGAGAUUGCUGCUUAAUUGAAUUCUGGUAUUCAUGUAUGAUUUUUGUCAACCCUGAUCUGAGUUUUUAGCUUGUUUCUUGAUGGAAAGAACUAAAAGCAUAGUUAAGCUGCUUAGAUGUACCAUUAAAUAGUGUGUCCCUUCAGGAUGAUGGGAUAUAUACAGGUACUCUGAACUAUAUAGCAUACAUGUAUAUUUUAUCUGUGAUUGAGAUAGAACAGGACUGACCAGAUGUUCUCUUGUCUCCUGUCAGACUAUAAGAGUUUUGUUGUUAGAUCUCUAUGCUAAUAGCAUUUGUUUAUAUUCUCAUUAUAGAGACAUUGUUUCUAUUUAGCACUUAAAUUGACUUUGACAUUAAAAAUGAAAACUCCACCCUCAGUUUUUCCCUAUUCUUUUUCAUUUCCUCUGUUUUCUCCCAAUGCUAGCUUCAGUUUAGACUAGCAUCAAGCUCAUGUGGUGCUCAGCAGAGUUACCUUUAAAGUUUCCUUUUUUAAUUAAGUAUCUCUUUCUUCCAAAUACAUUAAAAACACUUUUAUUCCCAGAAACGUCUGGCACCAAAGCAAACCAUAUUUUCAGCAAGAGCAGGCCGUAUUUGUAAAACUGAUUUCUCUGGGAAAAUGAGUUUUUGAAUUGAGCAAAAAUUGCUCAGCUCUGUUUUCCAAACCAUUGUCAAGCAACCUUACAAACAAGCUCCUGAAAGAUCAGUUUAGACUUUCUUUAAUUUAAAAAGCAACAAAAAUAUAAUUUUGUCUUUCUCUAGCAAGGAAAACUAGUGUACCACUGAACGAAGCAAAUAUUUUUAUUUUUCCAUGGAGGGACAUUUGAUAAUGCAGAGGCACAGUUUCCCAUUUCAUGAGCCUUCAUUUAAGAAGUUCCUUUUGACAAUGAAGCAAUGUGGUAAAAAGCAAAGAAAAUUAAAUUUGUUUUCUUCCAGGAAUUUGCAGUGUGUACUUUUUAUUUUUACGUUAUCUUUUGCAAAAGUAACAUGUUCAGUUUGAACUAUAACAAAACAAGUGAAUCCGAGGCUGAUGUGAGACGUUUAGUACAGAGGUGAAAUUAGCUUUUUCAUGUAUAGGAAACUUGGUGCUUCAGUGCAGUUUGCUUCCUCUGGAGCACCAUUUCUUUCUCUUUCUUUAGAAAUCAAUUCUGCAUGUUUGUCCUGACUACAACUCCCACUGGAGUUCAGUGCUUAUUAGUGCUGUGGAAAAUUCUAAUGCAGUUAAUGCAUCUUCACCUUAAUGUAUUUUUAUUAUUAUAACAUUAAGUUAGAGAAUUUUCUGUAUUGUAUCUGCUUUGACAAGUUGGUAGGCUCUUCUGAUAGAGGAGGAAGGUGAAAGGUCAAGAUUAAGGCGCUACUUGAAUUGUGAGAUGAUUGUCAUAUAAUUGCGGUUGAGUUGCAGACAAGACAUGGGAAAUUGUGGAAAAGUAAUAAUGGGCCUAUAUUAUUUGCAGUAAUUUGGAAAAUGCGCUCCCUCUGUCAGCCAUGCAUGGGAUUGACAGUGGAAGCUCCCAGUGUCAGCUACCUGGCUGAUGGACAGGGUUCCUGCUGUCAGCUGUGCACGGGGCUGAGGGCCAGGGAUCCAACUGUCAGCGCCCAUCUCAAGGAUGGGUUCCGCUGUCAGCACCACGCAUGGGUAGGCUCCUGCUGUCAGCUGCCAGACUGACAAAAUUGCGGUGGAAACCUUAUAUUGCAGAAUCCCCAAUUUCUGCAAUAUCACAAGUUAAGUAGGGCCUUAGUCAUGAUGUUGGUAAUUCAAUACUGUAGGUAAAUGAAACCGAUUUUUCAGGGUUUUGUCAAUUGACAAAAUAUGAAGUUUUAAUAUCUACAGAUCAUUUAACAAUAUUAUGCAUAGCCAGAGUCAGUGCAGAGACUAGAAGUUAAAGUUACUAGAGUUUAUUAUUGCAUUGUUAGAUAGAGCUACUAGUUCUGUUUGACCAAAAUGUUUGCAAUGCCCACCCAAGAAUAUAAAAUAUGGAAUCAGAGACUAGACUAACUCAGUUUUGAACUUUUCUGGCAAAUGGGAAUUUUGUAAUUAUUUUCCUUUUAGGAAGUAUUUGUGGUCUUUAUAUAAGUUUUGCAAGGUGCUGAGAUACCAUUGGGGUGAGUUUGGAAUACAUUUUUAGGAAGUUAUAGUAGUGAUGGUUGUAGCCAUUAGGAAACAUCAAAGCCAGUUAAAAACAACAAUCUUGUGCAUGCAUAAAGUCAAAUUAGCUGCCAUGGUGCAAGGACAUAUUUUAGAAAUAUUAAUUUACAGGU
Messenger RNA from Dermochelys coriacea (leatherback sea turtle), 7355 nucleotides. RefSeq names its product BTB domain containing 9 (gene BTBD9). Gene Ontology annotation, biological process: modulation of chemical synaptic transmission; circadian behavior; adult locomotory behavior. The transcript has 11 exons. Gene Ontology annotation, molecular function: protein binding. Bases 207 to 2042 code for a protein of 611 amino acids. NCBI's taxonomy places the organism in Eukaryota, Metazoa, Chordata, Testudines, Dermochelyidae. The record is from RefSeq and is a predicted model, not a curated record.